GGUGAAGCAAAAACGAACAAGCCUGCGGUUAGUAUGAGAGAGGACCCCUAAAUCUUUGCGAUAAGGCGUUUCUGGAUACAUCUAGAAUGUGAGAAACUCAAGUCCACGUCGAGCUUUCGAGAACCCUCUGUUUUCUGUUUUCAUUGCUUCCUUGCGGCCCCAUAUUUCUCUCGUUUCUGUUUCACUUCCUUAUAUCUCACAAAUCCUUAUCCCUCCACUGCCCUGCAAAUCAAUUUUGAAAAUUUCACCCCCCCUUUCCCUUUAUAUAUUACAAUUUCUCUCUGCUAACCUGUGAAUCUUAUUUCUGGCUUUGGUAGAGUUGUAAGCAUUUCAUUUGUUGACGGUACAUUAUAGAAUAUGACUCAGGCUUUAUCCUCAAGUUUCGGAGUUCAUCUUCGCUCGCCAUAUGGCUCAUCAUCGUCAUUGUCUUCUUCUUCACCGAGGUCCUCUUUCAGUUUUACACGGUCCUUCAUGCCUGUCAAGGUUGUGGCCACUGGAGAUAUCAAAGACAAACUUAGCCAUCUUCAAAGACCACACAAGGACCCUUCCCACCCUAGAACAAGAGUCGCUCCACCCGGAGGGCUGUGGGACCGAUUUCCUACGGCAAAGACUGUGCAGGAUAUGAUGGAGACAAUGGAGAGGAUGAUGGAGGACCCAUUCGCUCUUAGCAGUGGGGAGUGGCCGAAUGCGGCGAGCGGCAGCAGUGGCGGUCAUCGCAGGGGAAGGACACCGUGGGAGAUAAAAGAGGGAGAGAAAGAAUACAAGAUGAGAUUUGACAUGCCUGGGAUGACCAAAGAGGAUGUGAAGGUGUGGGUGGAAGAAAAGAUGCUUGUGGUGAAGGCUGAGAAAGAAAGAAAGAAGAAUGUUGAUGAAGAAGAAGAAGAUGGCGGAGAAGUUUGGUCUGCUAAGAGCUAUGGAAGGUAUAACAGUAGAAUUGUUUUGCCUGAGAAUGUGGUUUUUGAUAAAAUUAAGGCUGAGGUUAAGGAUGGUGUUCUUUACAUAACCAUGCCUAAGGCUGCUUCCUCUUCAAACAUCCUUGAUAUCCAUGUCCAAUGACUCAAUGCUUUUUUCUCCUGAAAGAACAAUUUGUAUACAUAAGCUUUGCUUAAAUGAGUAGAAUAGUUUAGAGUCAGUCCCUUAAGUGUUAUGGAAUGGUAUGUGUCUUGAAAAAUAAUCAUUAUUAUUGAAUCAUGUUAAAAGUAAUUAACGUUCGUUUUGUUGA
Molecule: messenger RNA, 1222 nt
Organism: Prosopis cineraria
Lineage: Eukaryota; Viridiplantae; Streptophyta; Magnoliopsida; Fabales; Fabaceae
Product: small heat shock protein, chloroplastic-like
Exons: 2
Coding region: 358-1056 (232 amino acids)
Biological process (GO): response to heat
Source: RefSeq, a predicted model, not a curated record